AUGGUACGGGGAGGCAUCGCCGGAGUCGAGACUGCGGUGGUGGUUGCGGUGGCGGGAUUGGUGGUGAUUACCCCUCUGCUGUUGGUGGAUGGCGGGGAGACCGCGAGAGAGUUCAUCGAAGGGCUUUUCGGGCCGAUCGGUCUUCUUUUCGUUCCCGUUACCUUGCUCAUCUUCAUCCAAUUCCUGUCGUCUAAUCCGGGGGUUCAAUUCUCCCGAUUCUUAUCAGGUUCGCCAGAUGUUCUGUCCCAAAUCAAUGGCCCGUCCACUGGAAUUGUGCUUGUUCUGUUCAUCGUUCUUCUUCUUCUUUACACUCGUGUUUUUGGGGGCGGCGAUUCUGAUGAUUAG
This is a messenger RNA of Phalaenopsis equestris, 345 nucleotides long. RefSeq lists its product as uncharacterized. The record is from RefSeq and is a predicted model, not a curated record. NCBI's taxonomy places the organism in Eukaryota, Viridiplantae, Streptophyta, Magnoliopsida, Asparagales, Orchidaceae. The coding region runs from base 1 to 345 and encodes 114 amino acids. The transcript has a single exon.